Molecule: messenger RNA, 2998 nt
Organism: Daphnia magna
Lineage: Eukaryota; Metazoa; Arthropoda; Branchiopoda; Diplostraca; Daphniidae
Exons: 5
Coding region: 15-2297 (760 amino acids)
Source: RefSeq, a predicted model, not a curated record
AAUAUCGAAGGGAAAUGGCAACCAAUUCCCUUUUUUUUUUCUCGUUCUAUCUCCAAUUUCAAAACGAGAAAAACAAAAAACAAAAACCUAUACCUCAACUGAUAUUUAUGCUAAAUCGGUCGAAAACGAAUUCAUCUUUUGUUUUCGUUUUCUUACCCUGCCUUUUCGUUGUCGACCAAAGGUCGCGUCUGAUCGUUGGUCACCCACUUGUGUUCAAACUCUCGACGACUGUGGAUAGAUACUUUGUUAUUGUCAUUCACAGACACUUUGGAUUUCAAUACAGAUUUACUUCAAUUCAUUUUUGCCUAUAUUUCCAUGUAUCAACUCUAUUAGAUUUCUUUGUUUUAUAUUGUUCAAAUUCACAUUUGUUGUUUUUUUCCAUAUUAUUUGGCACCGCCAUUUUGUUAUUCAUGUUGAACGCUUCCAUUUCCAUCCCAGACCAGGUGAAUCGAAUGAGUUCGCUGCAAGACGUGAACGUGGUUCCCACCACUAAUUCCACAUCAUCUUCGGGGCUGGUAAGCGUCGUGGUCGUUUGUAUGACAGUUAUGGCCGUUUGCGCCCUCGUCUAUUUUGCUAUCCGUUGCUAUUUUGACGAGAGACGAUGGCGGGCCAGUGCACUUCUCUGUAAAUGUUUGCCACCGCCAUCAACGGCCUCACUUGCCGAAUGUGGCAAUUCGUGCCGAUACGUCGAGCGGAGGGCAGUUAACGUGGCGGUACAGACUGGCGCGACGGAGCCGUCCGUUUCUAAUCGAUGGUCGAUGUCUGACGUUCGUAUGUCGGAAGCGAAACGCAUUUCUGGUUGCGCUUUUAGUUCGCCGUUGGCGAAUAAUAACGAAGCUAUACCUAGUUGGCGACCACCGGCUACGGGUUCUAGUCAACGUCAGGGCAGCCAUUAUUAUCGUUUGCAAAAAUCGAGUCAGCGCCAAAAGCAUCGCAAUCAUCGUCAAGUUCAACGUCAAUAUUAUCGAGAAGCUCAGCAGCGCGAAGAAGAUGAUUGUCAGCAUUAUCCGCUGCGUCGUUCACGUCCCGCUUCUAUGAUGCCGUCUAUUCAAAUUCAAUCGCCAUCCAGCUCGGAAUCGUAUUCCAUUUUGACCAUGUCGACUCAUUCGAAAAGUGCAGCCAUCAGCAAUAGACACUUCACACCUGCCACUUUUUCCGGCUCGGAUGACGAGUCUCAUCGUCACAUUCAGUACAGUAAAAGCGGUUUAUCUGAAGGACAUUCUUAUGGAUCUACGAAUCCGUAUCAUCCGCGCUACAACACGCCCGUCUCUGAGCUCAACAACGAUGCCGAAUCGGUGCUUGCCACGGCUGAUAUUGAACAGGCUGUUGCGGUUGUUGAGCCCGAAGAAAAGGGUGUAGCUGAUGGGGAAGAAGAAGCUAAACCGGAAUUGAUGAAUCAUUAUUUAAUGGAUCGGGCCGCGGUAGAUGAUCGGAAAUGGUCAAGAAAAAGUACAAGUCCUCGCAGUAUGGUUGACGGCGGGUUUACAUCCGCCGAACCGGCCGCUAGUGCUGUAACGUCUGCGACGGAUGCCCCCAUGAUUCCGACCACCACGAUCCAGCUGGUGGAUGAAGCGACUCAGAGUUGUCCGUCUUCGGUCAGUGGUUGGUAUCCUAACCAUUUGAAACGUUGCCAGACGUCGAAAACCGACAGCAGUUGCAGCCUGAACGUGGUUUCCGCUGGAUACGGUCUUCCGCUCGAUAUUGCUCGAUCCGCUCUGCCGCUCAAGGGCACUUUUCCGUCGUUCGAAAUUCUGCCAGGAGGCCGCUUGGUAAACAGAAGGACGCAGACGGAUAAUGGCAGUUUGGCUUCGCUGGAUUGGGAUAAUUACGAGAGCGAGCGGUUGCGGUCUGAAAUGGAUGUCGAGGUGGAUUUGGACGACGAUUUCGAAGGUGGAGAUGGUUAUCAUCGGUUGACGAACGUGGACGAAGGUGUCGAAGGCAUGACCAGCUCUGCCACGCUGAUGGCGUCUCACGCGUCGGCCGAUACGACGCUGCAAGCGUCGCGUACGUCUCAUCGAUCGGCGUCGUCUCCCUACGUCCUCUGUUUUGAGUGCAGCGAAGAUUUCAGUGUCAACAAUGAACGACGUUCUAGUGCCGCCUUUUUCUUCCCACGGCACACGUCCAGCUCGAGUCCGGCUAGUCGUAAUGCCAAUCGUCGACACCAGCGUCCCGUUGCGCCACCGUCGCCACCGAAUCUGCUCGUUUCGCCUCAACAGCCCAUAGCGUCUGGCCGUCAUCCGCAGCCGGACGGCCAAGAUGGACGAUCGAGUAAAGCAGUCAGACCUCGCCGAAAGUGAAGAUGUUUCUCUUUAUCUUCUACGUUUUUCUUUCGUUAAUUGCGAUUGUGUUGUCGUGCCAAAUGUAUGAAACUGUUGGACUUGAAAAACAAAAAAAUGUGUACUGUCUUUCCUGAAAAUGUGACGGAUUCAACUCCGACGUCCUUAUUUACACUCGUCUUUGUGCUUGCUGCCUCUAGGGGCACAUUUAGGUUAACUCUGUUUUUUUUUUUGGUUUUUGUUCUUGUGCAUGAAGUUAACAAAACGAGAUGGUGGGGGUCGAUGAGGAUGAACGUCGCAACUCUAUUUAUCAAGAUGACAUCCUCUUUGGCGCGCGUGCGUGAAGCUCUCUUCCUUUUCAUUUCUGCCCCUCGUUUUUUUUUUUCUUCCUUUUCUGUGGAGAUGGGGAUUUGUUUUCACGAUCCGAAACCGUAGGGGAAAGAUGAAAGAUGGAAGUGUUGGCAUAACCCACUUGACGAUCGUUACGCGCGUCAUUGUUGUAUUCCAUUUCAACUGGCGGCUCAAUAUUUUUCUCCUUGCGUUUUGAUCCUUGUCUUUUGUUUCAAUUGAUGUCGAGACGUCAGUCACUUUAUUGAAAAGAAAUCCUUAUUUUGACGUUAACGUGCUGUUGAUGAUGCUAUGUAAUUAUCGUUUUGUUUUGUUUUCUUAAAUUAUUUAAAGAUGAGGAAAAUAAAUCGAGUGUGUUUGAUUCUGUUUAAAAA